Lontra canadensis (Northern American river otter) is the source of this 281-nucleotide messenger RNA. RefSeq names its product thymosin beta-4-like. NCBI's taxonomy places the organism in Eukaryota, Metazoa, Chordata, Mammalia, Carnivora, Mustelidae. Gene Ontology annotation, biological process: actin filament organization; regulation of cell migration. The transcript has a single exon. The record is from RefSeq and is a predicted model, not a curated record. Bases 1 to 135 code for a protein of 44 amino acids. Gene Ontology annotation, molecular function: actin monomer binding. Gene Ontology annotation, cellular component: cytoplasm.
AUGUCUGACAAACCUGAUAUGGCUGAGAUUGAGAAAUCUGAUAAGUCGAAAUUGAAGAAGACAGAAACACAAGAGAAAAAUCCACUGCCUUCAAAAGAAACGAAUGAACAGGAGAAGAAAGCAGAUGAAUCAUAAUGAGGCAUGCGAUGCCAAUAUGCACUGCACAUUCCUCAAGCACUGCCUUCUUAUUUUACUUCUUUUAGCUGUUUAACUUUGUAAGAUGCAAAGAGGUUGGAUCAAGUUUAAAUGACUGUGAUGCCCCUUUUCACAUCAAAGAACAG